AUUUUUAAUUUAUAAAUAUUAAUUAACAUCUCUUAAGAUUUUUACAAGUUUUUAUGAAACAUAUGGAAAUGUCUACACCAACUAUGAUAACAUCAGUUUGAUUGUCCAAACUCUAAACCCCAAACAAAGCGAUAUUCUUGGCGGAGAGCAAUCGGCAGUUUCUGCGAAGUGAAGAAGAGAGAUGUUGUUUCAGGUAGGGGGUCAAGGUACGCGGCCGACAUUCUUCGAGAUGGCAGCCGCUCAGCAGCUGCCGUCGAGCCUACGCGCCGCCCUUGCUUACUCCCUCGGUGUAUUUGCUUUGAGAAGACCCUUCAUUCAUAGAGUCUUGGAUUAUGAAGAUGAAUUUUUUGCUUUGCUUAUGCUUGUCCUUGAAACUCACAGUUUGCGUACAACAGAUGCUUCUUUUGCGGAAUCUUUAUAUGGCUUGCGGCGUAGAGGAGUUAAUAUGAAAUUUAGAAAGACCAAUUUGCUUGCAGAUUCUGGUGACAAACAUUACACCAGUUUACGUAAGCGUCAGAAAGUUCUCUCUGUUGCAUUUUUGGUUGUGUUACCAUAUCUGAAGUCAAGGCUUAAAUCUAUCUACGAUAAAGAAAGGGAAGCUUCUCUUCAGGCAAGUCUUUGGGGGGAUAGUGAUGAACAGUUUGACAACUACAUUGGUCGAGGCAAUAAUCCUUUUGGCUCAAGGAGCAGCUCAGAGAUCGAAGCAUCUACUAGAGACCGUUGGAUCGAGAUGUUGCGGAAGACUGUUGGUGUUUGUUACCCUUGGCUGCAUGCUGGAACUGAAGGAUUAUCAUUUGCUUACCAGCUGUUAUAUUUGUUGGAUGCAACUGGGUUCUACUCCCUAGGAUUACAUGCACUUGGCAUUCAUGUUUGUCGAGCAACUGGGCAGGAGUUGAUGGAUACGUCUUCUAGAAUUUCAAAAAUAAGAAGUCGCGAACGUGAGAGGCUUCGUGGGUCUCCUUGGUUAAAGGCAAUACAAGGUGGUUUGCUAAGCUGUGCAUAUGCCGUUCUUGACUAUGCUCAGACUGGUUUGAUUGCAGCUGUGUUUUUCUUCAAAAUGAUGGAAUGGUGGUACCAAUCUGCGGAAGAAAGAAUGUCUGCUCCGACUGUAUAUCCCCCUCCACCACCCCCUCCCGCUCCAAAGGUUGCAGAGGAGGGGAUUCCACUGCCCCCGGAUCGUACAAUAUGCCCGUUGUGUUUGCAGAAGCGUACAAAUCCAUCAGUACUGGCUGUUUCAGGAUUUGUUUUCUGCUAUACUUGUAUAUUCAAAUAUGCCAGUCAGUACAAGCGCUGUCCGAUCACAUUGAUGCCUUCAACUGUGGACCAAAUUAGGAGGCUAUUUCAUGAUGUUUAAUGCAUGGGCUUUUUGCACUUCGGAUGCUUUGCUGCGACUGCUUCAAUACUUACGGUUAAUAAAGUUGAAUUUUCACUGCAACUGUUGCAAAUUGGAGCACUUUGUACCAUUGGGUUUGUCCUAAGUAGUGCACACCUUUGAGAUCUUGCUCAAGUAAUCCUUAAGCUGCCUUGGUGUAUGAUCUCCUACAAAGACGUUAUUUGUUUAGUUCAUGCAGAACUCCACUAACGAGUUUCAGAUCCCAUUGUUUAGUUCGAUAUAACUUACAGAUUUUCCGUACUCUCUCCGAGAUAUUAGUUCAGUUGAGCUUUUACUCUGUGAUUGAAAACGAUUAAUUCUCCUUUAUGGAGUGUUAAAGAGCUAUUGUUGUGCAAUAAUUGUGGUGCGUGCAACACAGAAGGCAGCUGCCAGUUAGUGUUGAUUGAUUAUCUAGGAUUUCAUUAUUUUGUGUUGAAGGUA
Messenger RNA from Striga asiatica, 1813 nucleotides. The record is from the annotation of a GenBank genome assembly. NCBI's taxonomy places the organism in Eukaryota, Viridiplantae, Streptophyta, Magnoliopsida, Lamiales, Orobanchaceae.